UUACUGUGAAUGAGGAUGAAUCGAGAUGAUACAGGCACAGUGCCUGGUAUCUGCUCUGAGCUCUUCCCUUAGUAUUUUCCCAGGCCUCUGAGGCUUGCUGCAUAGGGAGGUAUUGUCUCUGAGUGUGAUUCAGUGGAUACUAAGAGUCCUGGUCCCCCCCCACCAUUAUCUUCUCUUAGCCGUCGACUACAAGGCCUAACCAUUUACCAGUAGAAAUUCAUCACCCUCUCCCUGACCCAUCUUAAAAUACAAAUGCCCCCAAGAGGAGUAACACUUUGAGCCAGUAGGCAAGAGCUGGAGGUCUUGGGGCUCACCCCGAGUCUGGAUGGGCUGGAAUGGGUGAGUUGGGGUGAAGGGUAGAGGAGGUAUCACUGCACACUUCAGUUAAAGAAGGAGGUAUCUUUUGAGCCGUGGAGUUUCUCCAACGGAGGCUGGAACACCCAGAUAACAACAACGAGGAAGCCUCGGCAGUCCAGCCUUGACCCCUGCGGGGUGUGCGGUCAAGAGACCCGGCCAUAGGGGUAGAGCUGGGGGGCGGCGGGUGCGCGGGGGGCGGGGACAUGCCUGCUCUGCAAGCUGAUUGGCUGGCAGGUGCGGGCUGUAGGGGCCCGAAAUUAGGGGCUACCAGGCUGUGCGGACCGCUAGUCCCACCACUCUCUCCGCCCCGCGGCAGCCGGAAUCGGGCUUCUGCUUCCCAGCCCGCGGCUCCCCCACCACCUCGCUCCCCACCACUCCCCCGGCUUUCCGGGAUCCGAAUUUGGAGGCCCCUUAAAGGGUCCCCGUUGCUCUUCGUCCGGUCCUGCAGAACGGAAGUGGGGAUCCUGGACUUCGGUUCCAGACGGUGGAGAUCGGGAUGGCUUCCGUGCUGAUCCGAGAAGCCAAGGAGGGAGACUGUGGAAAUAUCCUGAGGCUGAUUCGGGAACUCGCUGAGUACGAGAAACUCUCAGACCAGGUGAAGAUCAGUGAAGAAGGGCCCUGUGUGGUGGGCUAUGGGCUAUACUACUUCAUCUACAGCACAUGGAAGGGACGAAACAUUUAUCUGGAAGACAUCUACGUGAAGCCAGAGUAUCGGGGUCAGGGGAUUGGCUCCAAAAUAAUCAAAAAAGUGGCUGAGGUGGCCCUGGAUAAGGGCUGCUCCCAGCUCCGCCUGGCAGUCCUAGACUGGAACAAGGGGGCUAUGGACUUGUAUAAGGCCCUAGGAGCCCAAGAUCUGACGGAAGCUGAAGGUUGGCACUGCUUUCGCUUUGAAGGAGAGGCGAUGAGGGAGUUGGCAGGAAAGUGACGCCAUCCCUUGCGGAUCUCUAUUUCAGCUUCUUCAUCCCCACCAGCUCAAGCAGUCCUCAGAGACUGCCUCCACUGACCAAGGCCUCCCUGAAGGAAGGGAAGGAGGGUUGGAAGUGAAUACUCCCAGACGGAAAGAACAGAGGUGAGGAAGAGGCAAGGCUUCCCACCUCCUUGUUAAGGGUGAAAAAUAAAUGAGAAUUCCCAUGUGUUGAUGUGGUGUUGGGUGGAGGAAUUGAGGAUGUGACAAGCUUCAGCUAUUACGACCCUUCCUCAGUGUCUUCUGGUCAGUGGAUGUUGCUCCUGGGGAUAAAAGUGGGCCUAAGAUGACUUUCACCCACAAUGGACCAGAGUAUUGACUCUGGCCUCUAGCACACAUAUCAGGCUUGUUGCUCGGGCUUGGGACCCAGACAAAGGUCUCCAGUGUCUGGACUGGGCUGUGUAGAAUCCGAGACUGAGGCAGGCCCACCGACUCAACAGAUGGAGCAGGCUGCCACCUGGUGGUGGCAUUUUAGGGACACUGGGAAGGACCACUGGCCCCAACUUUUCAAAAAAUCCACUCACCUAGCGAGUGCUUUUUCUUUUUCAAAAGUCACAAAGCCUUUAUUUUCAGUUCAGCAGAACCAAAACAAACCUUUAGGACGCAUGGAGACAAGAAGGGAAACAGGUUCAUUUCCUACUUUCAUCAUAUUUCGUAAUGCAGGUUUGUUGUAGAGAAGUUUGAAGGGACAUAUAAAAAUAAAAUCCAUAGCCUUACUUACAUCUCUACUCUUAACCCUUUGGUAUUGAUUCUUUAGAUUUUUUCAAUGUACAUAUAUACAUACAAUUAGUUAAGUGCGGGGGGAUUUAUGGGAUCAACUCUUUUGCAACCUGUUUUUUCAUUUAACAAUAAAUCAGAAACAUCUGCCUAAGUUAUUAAACACAUCAUCACUUUCAGUGGUGACAUAUUAUUCCUCUUGUGGAGGAACCAUUGGUUAAAUGGUCAUAAUUUAGACACUGAAAGUGGACAAGAAGGUAACAUACAUGUGUCAAUUGUAAAAAACAGGAUCCAUGGAGUCUAGAGAGUUGAAGAUCCAUCUCAAAAUUCGAAAUUUAAAAAAAAUACAAUUCAGCCAAACAACACUUCAAAUGCCCAAAUUCUUCCAGAGGGGUGCCAAUUUGGGGCCCUUAAAACGAGUUUACAACAGAUGGGCCUUUAGGACAAACUUGAUUGAGAAAUAAUGAAGCUUGUCAGCCCCUUCCACAGAUGGGAGCCAGAAGAAUCCAGUUUCAUGCCCUUGGCUCAUCUAAUCUGCAGGGAUGAAUAUCUUUUUAACAUGAACAAGUUAUCUUUUGACGGCACUUUUAAAACUGAACUCAGAAUGAGUUAUUUCUGGAAGGACACACAAACAAGCAGAGAGUGGUCGCUUCCAGGGAGAGGAACUGGGUGUCCAGGUAACGGAAGGAAGGGGACUCUUCCCCAUACCACUUUGGAUCUUCUGAAUUUUGUGCCUCGCCCAUGUAGUACUUCAGAAAAAUGAAUAAAUAAAACUUUAAAUGCUAAUGCAGAAGAAAAGAGUAUGAACUAGGAG
Messenger RNA from Aethalodelphis obliquidens (Pacific white-sided dolphin), 2852 nucleotides. RefSeq names its product spermidine/spermine N1-acetyltransferase family member 2 (gene SAT2). The coding region runs from base 854 to 1282 and encodes 142 amino acids. Lineage: Eukaryota; Metazoa; Chordata; Mammalia; Artiodactyla; Delphinidae. Gene Ontology annotation, molecular function: N-acetyltransferase activity. The record is from RefSeq and is a predicted model, not a curated record. The transcript has 5 exons.